Mytilus trossulus (common blue mussel) is the source of this 1074-nucleotide messenger RNA. RefSeq names its product acetylcholine receptor subunit beta-type unc-29-like. Gene Ontology annotation, cellular component: synapse; plasma membrane; neuron projection. Gene Ontology annotation, biological process: signal transduction; nervous system process; regulation of membrane potential. The transcript is spliced from 2 exons. The coding region runs from base 1 to 1074 and encodes 357 amino acids. Gene Ontology annotation, molecular function: transmembrane signaling receptor activity; excitatory extracellular ligand-gated monoatomic ion channel activity; transmitter-gated monoatomic ion channel activity involved in regulation of postsynaptic membrane potential. The record is from RefSeq and is a predicted model, not a curated record. Lineage: Eukaryota; Metazoa; Mollusca; Bivalvia; Mytilida; Mytilidae.
AUGGGAAUUUUACAGAAUAUACUAUUUUUUUGCUGUAUCUUCUGUGUUUUAGGAGAUAAUAUAUCAACCUAUAGGGACCUGCAUAAUUCAAUAUUUAAGGAUUAUGAUGCAGAGAUUCAACCUAUGCCUACGGACAACGGAAAAUUUAACAUAAGUUUAAAGUUCCAUUUAUUUGCCUUUAACAACUUUAACGAAGUAGAUGGUGUAUUAUCUGUUGUAGGAGCUAUCAGUUUUUUCUGGACAGAUGAAUCUCUAACAUGGAACAAAACAUUGUAUGAUGGAAUCGACCAAAUAAUUGUACCACAGUCAAAGGUAUGGAUCCCGAAAGUGAUACUUGUAAAUAGUGCUGAUACUCUAGCAUGGAUCGGGUCUGACUCGUCGUUUAAUGUUCAGGUUACCAACGAUGGCAGACUUGUCUGGACACCAGGAUCGGUGUUAAAUGCCAAAUGCUCUGUUAAUGUCCUAAAGUUUCCAUUUGAUUCUCAUUCUUGUGAGUUACUUCUCUCUGGAUUUGGUUAUCACAACACUAUAAGACUUAAACCAAUCAGCCCAACUACCGAGAACUCGCAUCUUAUUCUGAGUCAACUAUGGGAGUUGGAAAGUACUACGGUUGCAAAUGAUCUUGAACAUGAAAGUUCUUUUGAGGUGGUUAUAAAUUUCAAGAGAAAACCAGUUUAUUACACUGUUUUGGUGUUUACACCCACCGCUGUCUUAGCUUUGCUUAAUCCUUUGAUAUUUAUGUUACCUAUAGAAUGCGGCGAGCGGUUGUCUUUUGGUAUGACAAUUCUGUUAUCGUACAUGGUGUUUUUAACACUGGUGUCUGAUAAACUUCCAACCACAUCAAAUCCGAUGUCUUUCAUGGUAAUUUACAUUAUACUAUUGUUCGUGACCAGUGCAUGCAUAACCAUGUGUAAUAUAAUUAACAUGAAGUUAUAUUGGUCUGAAGAGUCGGAAGCUACAGGGAUUCAGGGAUGUUUGAUCUCUGUUUUCUCCAAAUAUCGCCAGAAAAACUCUAUUUUAGAUGUGAGCGACAAAAAAAGGAAACCAACAACCAAGGAUUUUUAUGCAGUCUAG